Molecule: messenger RNA, 2841 nt
Organism: Thermochaetoides thermophila DSM 1495
Lineage: Eukaryota; Fungi; Ascomycota; Sordariomycetes; Sordariales; Chaetomiaceae
Exons: 5
Coding region: 1-2841 (946 amino acids)
Biological process (GO): cell surface receptor signaling pathway; cytoskeleton organization
Cellular component (GO): cytoplasm
Molecular function (GO): protein binding
Source: RefSeq, a predicted model, not a curated record
AUGACGAACCCAUAUCAGCAACAGCAUGGCCCGCUGGCCUUCCCCGGCGGAGACUCGCUAGCCUCAUCCGGCAUGCCGCCACUCAGCAGCACCCGCCGGCCGUCCUAUGCAUCCGUUGUAUCCGGCGGGCCCCCGGCCUCCUCGUCGUCUCGCCCCGCCCGUUCCUCCGGUUUCUCCCACCUGCUAAACCCCACGCCCGAUACCGAGCACCAGCAACCACACCAGACAUCGCAGCAGCAGUCCCCGCUGAGGAACAUCACCGGCUUUCUCGGAGCCUACGGCUCAGAUUCCGUGUUUCAGACUUCAUCCUCUUCGUCUGCCGCCGCCACCGCCACCGCCGGCUCGAGUAGUAGCGGUGCCAAUACCAAUAACAACACAUCAGAGUGGUCGUCCCGGCCGCCGCGAACCGGUUUCCCACAUUUCUCGCGCGCCUUCGAUCUCUAUAUGAAUAAAGAACCGCUGUUUCCGUCCGGGAGUUUCUCCGGCGGCCCGGAGGAGGUCCGGUUCUCGCUGGCGAACCCGAUGCCCAAUAUCACGAAUACAGGGUUUCUGGCUCCGUCAUACCUAAGGGGAACAAUCUACCUGCAGAAGCUGGAGGAACAGCAUCGGGCGAAGCUCCAGGCUGAGAGGGAGGGCCGACUCGCGGCCAAAGGCCAGACUUCUUCGGUCUCGUCUUCGACGCCGUCACGGUUGGCGAGUAAUGGGAGUGGGUUGAACCUCGCGGGGGGGUAUGGGAGUAAAUCGGCUUCGGGGACAAGUUCCAAUACAUCAGGAGCGCCGUCAUUACAUAGGGGAGGCCAUGUCUACGAUCCGGUGGAGAGGCAAACAAGCGGAAGCAAUACCAACAGCAACGGGGGAUCUAGCAGCAGCUCAGGGUACAGCAACAACAACUCCGCGGCCGACGACGAUGAAGACAUCGCGCCGUUACCCUCACGCUGGAACAAGGAUGACAAAGACGCCGCGCUCGAGGUGUUGGGCGACGGCUACGAGGUGCGGCAUACGGGUCGGCAGAUGAGCGAGCACGAGGCGAGCGCCAUCCGCGCCGACCACUAUGUGUCACCAUCGCUUGGUGUUUACUAUUUCGAAGUUACGGUGCUCAAUAAGAAGAAGGAAAAGACGCCGAUUGCGAUCGGGCUGGCGACAAAGGAGGUGAAUUUGGGGAGGGCCCCCGGCUGGGAGCCCGGCUCGUGGGGGUAUCAUGGAGAUGAUGGACGGACGUUUCAUGCGCAGAAUGAUGGGAAGCCGUAUGAUAAACCGUAUGGUUCGGGGGAUGUGGUUGGGUGUUUGGUGAAUUUUAGGCUGGGGCAGAUUUUGUUCACGAGGAAUGGGCAGGAGUUACCGGUUGCGCACCACUUUGACCUUAAGAACAUCAAGGGGAAGUUAUAUCCCGUUGUUGGUAUGAAGAAGAAGGAUGAUCAUAUCUUGGCCAACUUUGGCCAGAUGCCGUUUCAGUUUGAUAUCGAUGGUUACAUGAAGCCGCUCUCGGAGUCACCGGAGCAGCAGGAGACGGAGGAGCAGACGCUAUUGGAAAAGAAGAAGUUGGUCAGGAGUGCAUUGCUAAAACAUCAUUUCACCUUCCCGCAGAAACAACGAAACAUGAUUCAGGACGCUAUCCGAAAGGUGGAUGCCACCCGCUUGGCUCCCGUGUUCAAGACGGAGACCGAGCUGGCUGAUCAGAUGGUCCUCCAAUACCUCCUCCACGAUGGGUACAUGGAGACAGCGCAGGCCCUCGCCGAGGAACUACGUGCCGAGCGCGAGGCUCUCCAACAUAACUGCGGCGCGCAGGCCUCUUCCUCCGCCGCCGCCUCUCACAUCAACGUGCAGCCUGACGAAGGCGCCACCAACCGCCAGCGCAUCCGCGAGGCUGUUUUGGAUGGCGAUAUUGAUUUGGCCUUUAAGCUGUGCGAGACAUAUUAUCCCGACGUGCUCAAGGAGAACAAGGAUGUUUAUUUCCACCUCAGGUGCAGGAAGUUCAUUGAGAUGAUUCGCAAGGAGGCUGAACUCAGAUUGGCGUUGGAAGAGGGUCCGGCAGCAGGCAGGAGAGGUGUAGGUCGUGUGUCCUCUUCGUGUCAGCAAGCCGAUGAUAAGGACGAGGAGAUGCUUGAUGAGGACGACGAUACCGCCGCCGCCGCCGCACAUGGCAACGAGGACCAGGACGAGGAAAUGUCCGGCAUUACGGAGGCCAGUGGCAUCAGCGCGUCGGAAGGUGUUGGCGUCGCGACGGCGAGCAGCACCGCUGCGUCGAGGGCCGCUGCUGGGACUUCUGGCGCCGGGGCAUCUACGGUGGAUAUGGAGGGGCUUAGCAAGCUCUCGCAGGACGUGCUUACGUAUGGCAUGGAACUGCAGAAUGAGUUUCCGGAGUGGGAUGAGGACAAGCAUCGGCAGUUGGAUGAGAUUAUGGCGCUCAUUGCGUAUCCUAAUCCGCUUAGGGUUAAGGAAGUGGCGCAUAUGCUGGAUGUGUCGGCGCGCACGCAGGUUGCGGAGGCGCUGAAUCGGGCUAUUAUGGCUUCUCUCGGCCGCAACUCCCGCUCAGCCCUCGAAAACCUCUGGUGUCAAACUACCAUCCUGCUCGACGAGAUGCGCAAGGAUGGAGGCGACGGCGCGUUCAUUUCCAUCCGCAAACUCAUUGACGAAAUUCCUGGCUGCGAACACCAACCGAGUCACAAUCAGGGGUUUAGCUUCGGCUUUGGACUGUUUGGUCUGCAGGGUGGUGCUGAGCCGUCUGGAGCUGGGACUGGGGCUGAGGAUGGGAAUGGAACGAGGAAUGGGGAGGGAGCACAAGAAGGGCAGAGGAGGGGGAGGGGAGUUACGGUUGAGGAUGCGGUUGAAAUGAGCGAGUGA